Molecule: messenger RNA, 1002 nt
Organism: Psylliodes chrysocephalus
Lineage: Eukaryota; Metazoa; Arthropoda; Insecta; Coleoptera; Chrysomelidae
Source: the annotation of a GenBank genome assembly
GUUAUCGACAGGAGGUUAUUAUUUUUAUAGAUAUUAUUUUGCCAGAAAUUACUUGUAUUACGUGCAACAAAUGCUCAUAUUCUUCUACAUUUGGUUAGCCCUAGAAAUCAGCAAUAGAUUUCAAAUAUUAAACAAUCUAUUUGAAAAUCAAUUUUCGUUGAAAAUGCAGAGUCCGAUUUACAGCACUCAUACUCAUUCUGCAUACAAAAAGAUGAAUUUGUUGAAGGAAAUAAGUCAUAUUAGAAUAUUCCAUGACCAUCUGUGCGAAAUGGUAGUGGCUAUGAAUGAUAUUUUUGGCUUUGUUAUUUUGUUUGCUGUUUUAUUUAGUCUUGCUUUCACUUUGGAGUAUUUGAUUAUAUUAAUUUUGUAUGUAAUCAUGAAACAUUUGCUGAAUGGUAAGGAAAUUUUGGUUGAAGUAAAAUACGCAAGUAUUAUGUGGAUUUUGGAGAACUGUAUUAGAGUUGUUACCUUAGCGUACACCGGUGAAAGACUCUCACGACAAGCCAAUAGAAUGAUAGAUAUCUGUUGCAAGAUGAUGAAGAAGAUCGAUUUGAUAAUUGGUGAGGAUGCAAAAAGAAUAAAAUCAGAAUUGAAAUUUACGUUGGUGCAGAUCAGUCACAGGCAACCGACUUUGAGCGCGGCCGGAUUUUUCAACGUCAAUUUUCAGAUGAUCGGUUUCCUAAUUUCCAGUCUUACCUCGUAUAUUUUGGUGGCCGUGCAGUUUUUUCAAUCACAAUAUGCGUUAUCUUCUCAAAGGACAUGAUUAAUAUAAUUAUCUGAUACCUGCAUGUCAAUUAGAAAACUUAAUAUUAUCUCUAAAUACUAUUUGAAAUUAUAAUACUGAACUGAACUCACAAUAUUAAAUAAAUAUUAUUAUUUUACUUACAUUUGGAUCUUUGAAAAGGCACUUUUUUACAAUAUUUAGUACUUGAUAAAUAAUUGUAGAAAACACUUUUAUUUUCAUCGACAAAUAAUAAAAAUUAACGUUAGUUGCAAACGACC